Molecule: messenger RNA, 4118 nt
Organism: Pungitius pungitius (ninespine stickleback)
Lineage: Eukaryota; Metazoa; Chordata; Actinopteri; Perciformes; Gasterosteidae
Gene: pip5k1ba
Product: phosphatidylinositol-4-phosphate 5-kinase, type I, beta a
Exons: 14
Coding region: 264-1802 (512 amino acids)
Biological process (GO): phosphatidylinositol phosphate biosynthetic process
Cellular component (GO): plasma membrane
Molecular function (GO): 1-phosphatidylinositol-4-phosphate 5-kinase activity
Source: RefSeq, a predicted model, not a curated record
UGAGGAUGCUCUACAAUUGUUGCAGCACUUUGCUCCUCAUCUCACUCUGCCACAGAGUUCCCAUCGGAAUAUCAUUUGACUGACCUGCACUUUUCUCCGUCAUCGUACAACAAUGCCUGUCAAGGAGCAGCGCACCCGGGAAGUGCCGUUUUGGUGACUGGUUGCCUGGUCGUUCAUCAUUUAAAGGAAAGAAGGAAGUCAACCUCACGGUUGGAGGAAGAACGACCGAGCUUCCCUCUGAUCAAGUUCUCUCAGUCGAAAAUAUGUCAACCUCCACGGCAGACAGUGUAGGAAGAGGAACCAAAUCCUCUAAAGCAUCGAGGGAUCAUACAAAGCCCACUGCAGCUGCCCUGAAAGGAGCCAUUCAGCUUGGCAUUGGUUAUGCUGUGGGAAACCUCAGCUCCAAACCAGACAGAGAUGUUCUCAUGCAGGACUUCUCCAUGGUGGAGAGUGUUUUCCUGCCCAGUGAGGGCAGCAACCUGACUCCAGCCCAUCACUACCCAGAUUUCCGUCUGAAGACGUAUGCGCCGCUGGCCUUCCGCUACUUCCGAGAGCUGUUUGGCAUCAAACCAGACGACUAUCUGUACUCCAUGUGCAAUGAGCCCCUCAUUGAGCUGACCAACCCCGGCGCCAGCAGCUCCUGGUUCUACCUCACCAGCGACGAUGAGUUCAUCAUUAAGACGGUGCAGCACAAGGAGGCCGAGUUCCUGCAGAAGCUGCUUCCUGGUUACUACAUGAACCUCAAUCAGAACCCGAGGACGCUGCUGCCCAAGUUCUACGGCCUCUACUGCAUCCAGUGCAGCGGCGUCACCGUCCGCGUGGUGGUGAUGAACAACGUGCUGCCGCGCGCCAUGAAGAUGCACUACAAGUACGACCUGAAGGGUUCCUCGUAUAAGCGGCGCGCCUCGCGCAAAGAGCGGGUCAAAUCCUCGCCCACGUUCAAAGACCUGGACUUCCAGGAGAUGCACGAGGGCCUGCACUUUGACCCGGACACCUACAGUGCCCUGAUGAAGACCCUGCAGAGGGACUGUCGGGUCCUUGAGAGCUUUAAGAUCAUGGACUACAGCCUCCUGCUGGGGAUUCACGUCUCGGACCGGAAGCAGCUGGGCAGAGAGAACCGAUGUGACAGCAGGAAGGGACAGAAAGUCCUCUACUCCACCGCCCUGGAGUCCAUCCAGGGCAACGCCAAGGGCUCCGAACCGGUGGCUGACGACGACACGUUGGGUGGAAUUCCUGCCAAACAUAAAGAUGAGAACCUUCUCAUCUUUUUAGGAAUCAUAGACAUCCUUCAGUCCUACCGGUUCAUCAAGAAGGUGGAACACUCGUGGAAAGCUCUUGUACACGACGGGGACACCGUGUCGGUCCACAGGCCCAGCUUCUACGCGGACAGAUUUUUGAAAUUCAUGGGCUCAAUUGUUUUCAAAAAGAUGCAUCCUUUGAGAGGAGCAUCUUCAAAGAGGAAGAAGAACUCCUUCUACGCGGUAAAGGCUGCCUCUCAGGAGUUUCUGUCCCCACUGAAGGAAGAGAAGAAUGAGGAGAAGAAAGCCCAGAGCUUGGACAACCUGGAUGCAGACUGUAAGCUUUACAGUUCCUCCAAGCAACCAGAUCUCCUUCCGAGAGUUUCUUUCAAGCCCACAGGAAACAACGAAGAGGACCUUGAAAACAGUGAAGCCCGGCGAGCCUCCAGUUCAACCAUCGCUCUGGAGGAUCCUCUGCCGUCUCUCAGCGUGAGCCCCGCAGACUCUGAACUGGACGUCUACUUGGGUCACACAGACUCACCCAGGGGACCCAGCUGCAGUUGAACAGUCGUUUGUGUCUCAGCAUCCACAAUGUAAGCAGCCAAUGACAUCCAAGGACUAUUCUAAUGACUUUUAAAAAAAAUUUUUACUGAUCUUCUCUUCUGGGAAAAGACGCUGUUUCAGCCUGCCUCCAAAAAAACAGCCCAGUAGUCCGGAUGGUGACUCACAUUCGUAUCAGCAGAGGAAACUGAAUAAUCUCUUGCCGCUAUCCCAGCAUGCAGCAUCCGAUUUGUCAUUUCUUUCUGGUACUUUCUUUUUCAGUGUUGGUAGCUCGUGGGUUAUAGAGGCCCCACUGGCAUCCUGUGACGUCAAUACUGCAAUGACUCAGCCGAGCAAUCUCCACCGCCCCUCGGUCCUUAAGUCUGUCAGCCUGAGAAACCUCAAUGAAUCCCCUCUUUCUACAGCACUUUUCUUACAUAACCGCCAAAUCCUUAUUCAAGCUUAUAUGAAGUGGUUCUUCAGCCCACAUUAAGCAGUUCUGCUGAUUCUGCUCUUUUUGGGAGCUUGUUAAUCUGAUCUGAAAGCCUCUGACAAAAACUACAGCAUAAUGAGGGCAGAGGGGUAAAUUAAGGCCUUGGACUUCUCUGACAGCCAUUUGUCUUCAUAAAUCUUUUUUUUAUUUUAACCUUCAAACAUGAAGCACCGUAACUGUGUUUUUGCAUGUUCCCUUCCUCUCAGGUGGCCACUGGUUUUCAGUUAACUUAGUAUGGUAUCAAAAUCAACGUGCAAAUACAAUGCAACUUGCUUUGAAGCACUGAAAUACAGUAUAUCCGACGUCCCUUUGGCGGUAACCCUGAAUGUCGGUUCAAUCCAUUUGCAUACCGAAGGUGAAUCGAUACUUUGAAGAAGAAAAAAAAAGACAAAAUUCUGCUUUAUUGUUUUGUGUUCCAUCAGUUCAGCACAGAACUAAACUGGGGCUUAAACCUGAACAAAUUAAGAAACCAGAACCUGAUCCAAAGACCAAAGCCAAAUUUCUAUAAAUAUGUAUAUAUACUAUAUAUCACCUGUCACCUAUUACUGAACAUUAGCCAGGCUAACACACUUUCCCUCUACCCACUCAGCAUUGCAUCUCUGUCAACACAGGGGAAAGUGGGUUACAGAUGAUUGAAACAGUAAAGAAAGAAGUUUCUAUAUAAAUGAACUUUAAAAACUAACCCGGUGCAUACCUCUCCCUGUAUGCUUGCUCAACUGGGAUUGGAUGUGCAAAUGUUCACCUUCUUUGCUUUGAAUAAUGGGGCUACUUAAUCAACCAAAAAAAGCAUGCUUUAAUUCAAUUGUUUGACUUUCCAAAUAUAAAUAAUAUUGUAACCUUAAACAUUUUGUCCUAUAGGUCCGUUCUGUAAUCUAUUCAAGUGAAUCUUCUAGCUUUAAUUAGUUUGACUAACAAACAGGAACCAAUAACCUUUCUUUGUUUUCUAGUGAGGAGCCACCUGGAAUCCUGACCUUUGACCUCCUGGUCCCACAGUGUCUAGACAUCCGAACCUCACAAUAGUGUAAAUGUGGCACAAACUGCUGUACCGUGUUGAUAACAGUCUCACCACUGCGAGCAACACUUUGUGCCUCUAUGACUUUCCUUUUUAGGCAAAAGUGAAUGUGCCAAAUCAAUGGUUCUGUUAGAAAUCCCUUUAAUAAGAGGGGGAUAUAGUCUGCGUUUUUGUGUGUUAAGAUCAUUGAACCACUGUGGUUAUAUAGAACACUAGGAUGCCGUUUCCUAUCUUGUUAUUUGCACUUUGCUGCUAACUUAACAGUGCUAACAAAGAAAAUAGAGUUUGAUGUCUGAAUUUCCCUGAAAAAUGUUCAUAUGUUAUCAGCGGCUGGAUCCCUGAGGAAAAAUAUUUUCUAGUAUCGUAAUUAGCAACGGGGAAAGAUAAUGCUGUUAUUUUAAAUCAUAUUUUUACAUAGAGCAGAUUUGAGAAAUGAUUUUGUUAAGGCAUUCAAGUGUAAAACAGGGUGUAAAAACCAAAUAAACUUUAUGUAAAACUAAUUUUCCAAAUUCGCGUCGAACAGUAAAUCUUUAUUACAGAAGAUGAUUCAUUUGUGCUAUUUUUAAACUCAGAUCUGCUAUAUUCCUUAUUCAUUAAGGUACAUUUAAGGUACAUUUGAUCUAUUGAUUUAUUAAAACUAACGCCUGCUUUAAACAUUUUUUAAUCCUGGAGAUAUACGACGACCAUAUUGUAUUUUAUUCAACCGUCUCUUCUUUUCAGCUUCAAAUGUUUGAAAAUCUUUACUUUUGUGUGAUUUAUAGGCCUACAAUUGUAUUAUAGUGACUUGUGUCUGAACUUGUAUCUGUGAAAUAAAUAAAAAGCAUAUGUUAUUAUA